This is a messenger RNA of Cuscuta campestris, 1801 nucleotides long. NCBI's taxonomy places the organism in Eukaryota, Viridiplantae, Streptophyta, Magnoliopsida, Solanales, Convolvulaceae. The record is from the annotation of a GenBank genome assembly.
GGAAUAAUAUAUCAUUAAGUUCUUCUCUGAUUCCUCUGUUGAUUUCCUGAGUUCUCCAAUUUAUAUUAGUUUCAUAUAUUUCUUCUUAUUAAGCAUCAUUUCAAGAGCCAGGGAGGAGGAACUGAGUGAAUGGGAGGAUACUACCUUUGCUACGAGGGUUGCCUACCGCACUGCUGGUGGGAUUGUGAAGAAGCGCUCGAGAAAUAUGCCAGAAACAGUGGACAAUGAAAUUUUUGAUGAGGCAGGAAUGUUGACCUACAGGAUGAAGCUUCCACUCAUCCAUAUAUCUGGCUUUGGGGGGGCUAGCCACUCGGUUGGAGAGUCGGGCUGUCCGGUUUUCGAUGAGCAGAAUCGUAUGAUUGGGCUCAUAGCUUUUGUGAAGGCCGGGUCUGUGUUUGUGGUUCCGACGUGCGUGCUUAGGAACUUCGUGUCACGCCACUUGGCCACUGCUAUGCGGCUUGCACCGGACGCUCCGCCCCCUCCGCUCCCUUCCUCUGCAGCUUCUCUGCCCGGACCUUCUCAGCAAAUCAUGAGAGGGAGAGGGAGCACUUCGAUGAGAGGGAGAGGCAGUGGCCAUCACAAGAGGAGGGGUCCCCCCUCUGGGAAGGGGAGCGGCAGCCAUCACAUGAAGAAGAUGCGAAAAAACUUCGACAAAAAUCCGAUUCUCCGCGGUAGGCCUUCGCUGAUCGAAGGAAACAAAAUCUAGAAGGAAAGUUGAUUUUUCGCGGAUUCUUCGCAUCAAUUAUGAGAUCUACACCGUGAAGAUCCAUUUAUUCUUCUACGUCAAUCCGAAGAUUGAUAUUUGAGAUUUCAUAUGAUCGGGACUUUCCUUUGUCGGUGAAUUUCAGCUUUCUUCUUGCAAAAAUGCAGUAAGUUUCCUUAUUCUUACCAAAUUUAUCUUCGUUCGAUUCCUCUUUUCUUUCACACAAAAUGGUUUGUUCUCUUCUGCUCAAAACUUUUGUUCUUCUUGGUCUGCGAAAUUUUUUCUUGCUCAACAUGAGGUACAAAUCUCGAUUGAAUUUAUUGCCUAAUUACAGUAGGUCUCCUUCUUCAAUAUCAAAUGAUAUACAAAUUGUGAUUUAGGUUAUCGAUAAAUCAAAUUGUAAGUUAGGCAAUUCGGCAAUUUAUUCUCCAUUUGUAUGUAAGGUGUGCUCAUACCUAAUGACUUUUUUGGAGUAUUUUGCUUCGUGUGAUUCGACUAUAUAGGAUACCGGUGUACAAUGAUGACAAGACGACGAAUUCAAUUGAAAUGUUUUUCAUGGACGAACCUAUGAUGUCAUUUUGGGACUUCCAACUAGGAAAAUCAUCACAACAUACAUUCUCUGUGGGUGAGGUGUCAUCAUGUGUAAAGGCAUAUAUGUGUAAUUGGGAGGAGGCCAGGGUACUAAACCCUAGGAGCUCUGAUAUGUUUGAAGUACCAAGCACUGAACUAAUGAAUGGUUUGUACUUUGUACUUCUCAGGUUGUUUGCCGGAUACUACCCAAAAUCCCACGAUCAAACUAAAACAUUGGCACCAACAUUUUUAUCCUUUGAAAGUUGCAUCACUUUUUGCUCUUUGUUAUGAAGAAUCUGACUGAAGAUUUUUUUGUAGAAUCUAAGGAUAAUUCGUUAGAAUGAAAUGUAGAUGCAAUGAUAUUACCGAUUCUACUUCCAACAAAAGAAUGAAAGAGAUGGAGCAUCAUGAUGAAGAUGAAGAGUGUUAAACUAGAGAAAAACUAAGAUUAGAUAUUUUAUGAAUUUAUGUUACUUUGAGAGUAUUACUUUUUUGGGUUUGAUUUGUGUGUUACACAAUUUAUGAUUU